AUGGCCGCACCUGCAGAGAAGACACUCAAGAACCUGACCGGUAAAUGGUCUUUGCGCGCGGCAACACAGAACAAGACCCUCUCCGGCAGCACAGACGCCCUCCUGGCCCUCCAGGGCAUCGGCUACCUCACCCGCAAGGGCAUCGGCCUGGCCAGCGUCACCCUCGACGUCAACGAGUACGAGGCGGCGCCCAAGCCGCCCAACACGGCCACCGAGAUCUUUACCCACAUCGACAUCGAGCAGACGGCCGCGGGGCUCAGCUCGACCCACGAGCGCCGCUGCGUCGACGACACCUGGCGCGAGCACGAGGACUGGCUCUUCGGCAAGGUCAAGGGCAGGACGAGAUGGGUGGGCCUGGCCGAGGUGGACGACGAAUUCCUCAAGAAGGACUGGGAGGAGGAGAAGGUCGGGGAGGACGGCAAGAACUUCAUCCUCAGCGAGGUGGAGAGCGUCGGCAACGGGUGGACCGCCACCCAGAUCUGGGGGUUCCAGAAGAUCGAGGGCGAGCGGCGCUACGUCCGGCAUGUCGUUGUCAAGAAGGAGGACAAGACGGAGGUUGUCAAGCUGGUCUACGACUACACUGGCCAGUAG
Molecule: messenger RNA, 591 nt
Organism: Clonostachys rhizophaga
Lineage: Eukaryota; Fungi; Ascomycota; Sordariomycetes; Hypocreales; Bionectriaceae
Source: the annotation of a GenBank genome assembly